Messenger RNA from Emiliania huxleyi CCMP1516, 366 nucleotides. RefSeq lists its product as hypothetical. The record is from RefSeq and is a predicted model, not a curated record. Lineage: Eukaryota; Haptophyta; Isochrysidales; Noelaerhabdaceae. Bases 1 to 366 code for a protein of 121 amino acids. The transcript has 4 exons.
AUGCUGUCCAAAGAGUCAUUCAUCAAGGCCUCGUGCACCGUUUGGGGCGUCUACGCCGUCCAGAUGCUCGCGACGCCUAAGAUGCUCACCGAGUCCCACUUCCACGACGCGUCGACGCCCCUCUCGGCGAGCCAACUCCGAACCCCUGACACGCAGACGCGCAAGCAAGUGGACUGGCUCCACCGCGUGCUCAAGCUCGAGACGGCAGAGGCGUACAAGAUUGUCCUGCCGUGGAUCGUCGCCACCGGCCUCCUCUACCCUUGGUCCGCAAAGCUGGGGCUCUUCUCUGAGGCAAGCAGCGACACGGCAUUCCAGCUCACGCUAUUCGUCAUCCUCCCCGCGAUGGGCCUGCUCGCCGGGAUGUGA